Molecule: messenger RNA, 1083 nt
Organism: Onychomys torridus (southern grasshopper mouse)
Lineage: Eukaryota; Metazoa; Chordata; Mammalia; Rodentia; Cricetidae
Gene: Stmp1
Product: short transmembrane mitochondrial protein 1
Exons: 3
Coding region: 97-240 (47 amino acids)
Source: RefSeq, a predicted model, not a curated record
UGACGGCGGGUUCCGCCCUCGCGCUGGGGAGGAGUCCCGGAGCCGCGCUGGAGCUGAAGCCACUUUCACGCCCUCCUCGCCCUCCCCACCGACAUCAUGCUCCAGUUCCUGCUUGGAUUUACUUUGGGCAACGUGGUUGGAAUGUAUCUGGCCCAGAACUAUGACAUGCCGAACAUGUCGAAAAAACUUGAAGAGAUUAAAAAGGACCUGGAAGCCAAGAAGAAACCGCCUAGUUCCUGACACUGCCCGGCACUGUACUCCGGACCCACCAGCACCCUCUGGAGGGGCCUGCCUCCUUCAUAGCCGCAUCCCAAAGCUGUGUUCCUCUUCAGCCUCAGACCCUGCCACCAUGGGGCCAGAAGUCGGGUUUCCUUGCAUUUCCAGCCGCUUCCCUUCCUCCCGUAACUUCCGUCCAGCUGCAUCUGAGUCCUAAGAAAGACUGGAAUUAUAAUGCUAGGUUAGCAAACACAAUCUUUCUUAGUGCCGCUCACCACCCGUUGUCAAGAGAAAAGAAACGAAUGAGUUUGGAUAGCUGAUUUCACUGUCUACCAGUCGAUCAGGAGCUUGUUAGAUGUUUGUUACUGAAUUUUGUUGUCAAAGUAAUUAAAAUCAGUACAUUCAAGCCAGUUUCUGAUGAAUUAUCCAUUUAUUUUGUUAUCAAGGAGCUCCAUGAUUGAUAAUUUAACCAAUAAAUCAUUUGCUUGUCAUUAACCAAGAAACUGAAUUCUAUAAGAACUGGGAAAUUUUAAACGUGCAAAAUAAUUGUUGUCUGAGUAGAGUUCAGUCUAUUUAGUCCGAGAGUUCUUUAAUGAUAUAUUUGCUCUGACUCUGCCAUCAAAACAACCAUUCUUUAUGAGUGCACUCAACAUUAUGUGAUAGGUGGGUAAGUGAGAAGCUGUUGACAAAAGAAUGAUAAACAUUAAAGUAUGCACUAACUGUAUAGCUUUAUAGCUAUUCCCCCUAAGAGAAAUGUGGUCCGAAUGUGUGAUAGAAUGAGACCAUGGGGAACAUCUGCUUUUUUCUACAGCUGAAGCACCCCCACCCCAGUGAGAAUGGAUCAUCAAGCAUUAUCAUCAUCAUCAU